GUACGGAACAGUCAUUGAGGAGGUUUCAGCAGAUAUCCUCUUUGGAACUUGUGGCUCUAGCUGCGCAGAUGUCACGGAUGUCUCUUCUCCUGGCUGCUCUCAGGCUCAGUGGGAAGGCUGGACAAUGCAGACCGGAAGCCUGGGCGAUGACUCUGUGAAUGCCAUUGAGGUAGAUUCUCUGAAUGGCGUUCAUUUGGCUGGGGAGACCGACUUUAAGAUUCUUGUUACGAAGCUUGAUGGUGCAGGGGCCCAGCUGUGGAGCGUCACCUUUAAUAGCGGCGGUGAGGAUGCUGCUCUUGCUUUGAACAUUGAUGCUUUUGGUAGCAUCAUCAUAGCCGGCUACGCCACGAAAAACUUGGACGGAAGUUUUAAGCCUGCCCAAGACAAGGACUAUUUUGCCAUGAAGCUGGACAGCGUCGGAUCCCAGCAGUGGAUAUACCAGCAAGGAAGCACCUCUGAUGAUGCAGCAUGCGCUGUUCACACAGAUGCCUCCGGGGAUAUAGUUCUAGCAGGCUACACUGACGGCGACCUGUUUGGUACCCUUGGUAUGAGGGAUGCAUUUGUCAUGAAACUGAACGCUGCAGGAUCCUCAGUGUCUUGGGAGCUGCAGUUUGGAUCUGAUUCCGAUGACUCUGCCGAUGCUGUUCAAAUAGAUUUGUCUGGAUACAUCUUCGUGGCGGGCUUCACUGAUGGCAUAAUGGGUUCCGCAUCUCUUGGUGGUGCUGACAUAUUUGUCAUGAAGUUAACUAGCGAAGGGGUCCCACAAUGGACCUUUCAAUCUGGAAGCACUGGGAAUGACUAUCUCGCGGGGCUGCGUCUCGAUUCAUCAGGCUUCCCUGUUGUGGCUGGCACCACGGAUGGUUCGGUGGAUGGGCAUAUGAACAGCGGGGGCCAGGAUGCUUUUGCCAUGAAGCUGCAGCUUGCUGGUGGGGCCUCAGUCUGGUCAUGGCAAGGAGGAACCACUGAUGAUGAUUCGAUGCACGCCAUUGGGAUCGAUGCUUCUGACAAGAUCUUCUUAGUUGGUGAAACACUUGGAGAUAUCGAUGGCUUCUCAGCCGUUGGCGGAUGGGAUGUGUUGGCGGUGAAACUCUCGAGUGAUGGGUUACUGGAGUCUGGCAUCCAACGAGGCACCGACCAGGAUGACGCCGGAAAAGCAGCUGGCUUUGACCGUGCUGGAAAUCUCAUCCUGGCUGGCAACACAGCUGGAGCCUGGAGUGGAACCAAUGCUGGGUCGCUGGAUGCUUUUGCGAUGAAGGUGACUUGGCAAUGA
Cladocopium goreaui is the source of this 1270-nucleotide messenger RNA. The record is from the annotation of a GenBank genome assembly. NCBI's taxonomy places the organism in Eukaryota, Dinophyceae, Suessiales, Symbiodiniaceae.